AUGGGAACUCGAGGCCUGGAGAUAGUGCGCUUCCACGGGCGUUACUACAUUCGCUGGCAUCAGUUCGACAGCUACCUUGAGGGUCUUGGGGCCAAUAUUAUCGCGAGAAUCCCCACAGACCCCGAAGAAUACCAAAAAUGGCUCGAUUCGAUGCGCGCCAUCUAUGCAGACAGGGAAAGUGCCCUUGAAACUAAUGUCAACGAGAUCCACGAUGGCAUUAAACCAGACUCUUCGCUUCUAAGCGAGUUCGUGGAUGUCCCUUCCGAGAUGCCCACCCUUGAUCAUUGGGUUGAGUUCAUUUACAUCAUCAACCUCGACCAGGAAGUCCUCACAAUCAACGACAGCGUACACUGGAAGUUGGGGAAUAUCCCGCGCCGGGAUGACCUCUGGCGUCACGCCAUUGUGAAAAGCAUACAUUCGAACGAGUUGACCAUAUCCCUCGACAUGUGCCCGGAAGAGCAUAUCGCCUCGCCAGCUUUGGGAAUUCCUGAGCGGAACAAGGAAACCCACUACGGCUUUCACCUCGUAAUCCCGACGAUGGACCUUGCGGACAUGGGGAAAGCAAUUCUGACACACCUGUUAACUAACACGAUCGUUCGAUACAAGCGGACGAUCCUCAGAUUUGGGAUGGAGUGGAGCCCGGACUCGUUUCCCUUUCGCGAGUUGGUGUUUGCUCUCGUCUCAAUUGCGUCUGGUCAGGCCAAACUCCAUACGUUUCCUGCUGAGGAGUGUAAUCCUCGAAAUUGUGCACACCCCACAUCAGUCCUCUGCCCUUCGAAGCACUUACAUGAGUGGAAUGGAUGGCUUUCCCAAGAGUUGGCUGGCGAUAACGGCCCGUUGCUUGAAUUUGGCUUCCCGUUUCAUCGACCGGGCGAGCCUCCAGGUGUGUCGCCAACGGGGACUAUGUACUGGUUCGAGGACGUGCUUGUCAGCCUCUCACUGGUAGUUGAUGAUGAGGCCAUCAUGAAGGCCGUUACUUGGGGCAUCGAACAGGGACGCGCCAACUUCCAGAUUGUCAUCCUAUCGCUCUUUGAAGUGGCCUUUGCGGAGGUCUACUCAGGCACUGACGUGCAAACCUUUGUUAAAGCCAGUGAUGCAAUCAAUCUUUCGCCUCUUCGUGCAGACUAUUCUCUGUGCACACACCCGCGCAUGCGGCCAGAGCGGAAGCCCGGAAUGAAGAAAUGGGAACGUCGCGGGAAAGUCAUCAUGUGGUCAAACUGCACGGCGUCGAGACAGAGACUCCAAAGCCAUUUCCCCGGAGCCGCAGCGCUUGUCAACUUCUUCGAUGUCGCCGCGAACCGUCGAGCAGCGUCUAAAUCAUCAGGAGCUUUCCCGACAGAGCUUUAUGAACGGAUUCUGGACUUUGUCGACUACGAUACAUGGAACAACUGCUUGCGAGUGUCAACAAUCUUUCGUGCCUUAUGCCUUCGCAGAUAUAGGUUUGAUGAUCGGAUGAGGAUUGUGGCAGGCCCCUUUGUGAGGCUACAAAGGGAGACUCGCUAUGAAAGUGAGUAUUUCUAUCAAGAUGAGUCUCGCUAUAAAGAGGAGACUCGCUCUAAAAAGGAGCGUGUGGCAUCCUUCGCCUUCGAAAACAUGCAAACUGGCGAGAUUUUCCCAAUGAUGCGGGCUCUGAGGGGUGAAAACAAAUACACGGAGGAGUACAGGUGGAUGCCAAUCAUUGGUAGCGACCGAAAAGCGCUCAUGAUGGACGUAUCUUUCCAGUUUGCGCCAGCGGAAGAUGUGCCAGUGGAGGCCGACAGUGAUACCCCAAUGGAGGAAGACGGCGAUGUUUCCGUGGAGGCUGACAGUCAGCCAGGGGAGGCUUACAAAUAUGAGGAAGAUGAAAGUGAGUCAGAGUCAGAGUCAGAGCGGGACGACGAGUAUCCCCCAGGAGAUGAGGAGGAAGAGGAAGAGGAAGACAGCGAGGAUGGAAGUGCAUGA
Messenger RNA from Penicillium cosmopolitanum, 1941 nucleotides. RefSeq lists its product as uncharacterized. The record is from RefSeq and is a predicted model, not a curated record. The transcript is spliced from 2 exons. NCBI's taxonomy places the organism in Eukaryota, Fungi, Ascomycota, Eurotiomycetes, Eurotiales, Aspergillaceae. The coding region runs from base 1 to 1941 and encodes 646 amino acids.